UUGACUCUGUUGUAAGCCCCGUCCAACAAGCUAGCUCUUCCAUACAAGUACCUAUCAAAUCCAGCCCCUCCUCAAUUUCCUAAUUCUUCACUCUCUUAAGCAAAUUGACUUGAACCAACACACAGUUAGAUCGCAACAACAUCCUCUUCGGCUCUAGUCAUGGCACACUAUGAUCAACAACAAGCUCCUGCAUAUCCUCGACCAAGCGAGGUAUAUCAACCACCUCAACAAUGCUAUCCAGCAGAAAAGGCGGUGGAAAUGCAUGCUAAUGCUCCGCCACCACCUGUUGGUUAUCCCACUAUGGGAGGAGCUGAGUACCCCCGACAUGCUCCUCCUGUCCACACGCAAAGCAAAGGUGAUGACUUUUGGAAAGGAUGUUUUGCUGCCUUAUGUUGCUGCUGUGUGUUGGAUAUGUGCUUUUGCUAAUCAAGCCCACCCUAGAUGCAUGCCUAAAUCUUGAUAAGGCACCAAGUUUUAUUUUCUCUCUUGAUUUCCCAUCUAGGCUACAUUAAUCAUGCUUAUAAUUUCUCUACUUAAUGGAGUUAUUUUUGCACUAUUUUUGAUGUCUUAUAAGGAAUAAAAAUAUUAAGAUCUUAUGUACUCAUUCAAUCAAAUACUAUGCGAUGUUAGAUUUAACGUUAGUAAUUCAAAUAUUAAAGACAAUUUUAAUGUCUCUUUUAUUCGGUCUAGAUGUUAUUAAUUUUUCCAACUUUUCGACAUUCGUCAUUUGAUAUAUAAUGGAUAAAACGUAAGAAGCAAGAGGGAUGAAAUUUGAGUAUAUUGCAUUAGUGGAUGCAUUAAAAUCCAACUUGAAUAAUUGUGUACCACAGAAGGAAAAAUUAAGGUAAAGCUAGCUGGUCAAGAUUUACAAAACCUUGUAUUGCGAGGCAGAAUAGACUAUGCUCCACAAAACUUUGGCACAUUAAUUAACGGAUUACCUAAGAGCUAAUCAAUUAUCAUUUAACUGGUUUUGAGUCAUUAAGAUAUUAGUUUAAGAAAGCCUUCAAUUGUGGUUUAAUUAGAAAAUAUUAAAUAACAAAUUUCCUGAUCAAGAGACUUCAUCUUUGAGAAUAAUCGAAUAUUUGCAAACCAGAGAGAAGGAAGGUUCGUAUUUUUAUUCCUCAAAGAAAAGUUGAUACAAGAAUCCUAGUUAUUUGUAGAGAGCUGGUUGUAUUAGGUGUAAAAUAACAGAAAUUGGAGGGGAUAAAAUUGGGGAAGAAAAAAUCUCUGCAAGUACUGUUUGUCUGUUAUCACCUAUUUACAGCAGUAGAAUUCCACCUACCUAUUUACAGCAGUGAAAGCAAUAAGUAAAGCAAUAAAUAUAAAUACUAUAUUUAACUAAGAUAAUAAUCUUAUAUCUAAUUCUCCCCUUCGA
Molecule: messenger RNA, 1375 nt
Organism: Theobroma cacao (cacao)
Lineage: Eukaryota; Viridiplantae; Streptophyta; Magnoliopsida; Malvales; Malvaceae
Product: protein CYSTEINE-RICH TRANSMEMBRANE MODULE 9-like
Cellular component (GO): plasma membrane
Source: RefSeq, a predicted model, not a curated record